CCGGAAAGUGACCCCAAGGAUCUUAAUUAAGCCAUACAUACAGCUAGAGUAUUAUAUAAUUAUAUAUAACGCAAAGUUGAGCAUGCAGCAAAGUUAAACGCUACACAAAAACUGAUCAUCAAGCUUGGCUUAGGGGCGGGGUGGAGAUGAUAACGGCGGGGUAUCGUCUCAGCCAGGCCAUGGUCGUCCAUGUUAGUUCCAGAUCGCCUGUACAGGCAUACAAGAGGUGCGAUCACCUCAUAAUGGGUGGAGGUGAUGCGGCAGGGAUGAGAAGUGAUGAGUUUUCUAGCAAAAACAGCACAGAGAUGAGCUACAACAGUGAUGAUGAUGACCACCACCAGUUCACUCUGCCUGCCGCGGCACGAGAUGAUGAUGGGUCAGAAUCCACCAUCAGCUGCAGCAGCCGCGGCAGUGCCGAGACAAGAGUGCUGGUGGUGGUCGAUGGGAGCAAUGAGGCCAAAGCUGCUCUGCAAUGGGCACUUUCUCAUUCUGUUCAUACCAAGCACGACACACUUAUCCUUUUGCUCGUAACCAAGCCCUUCAAACAAGGUGGAUCGGGAAGUUCCUGCAACUGUGAGCUGGACCAAACGGCAUAUGAUCUUCUUUGCUCCUUGAAACAUACUUGUCAAACAAGGAGACCCGGGGUGCAAGUGGAGAUAGUAGUAGAAGAAGGAAAGGAGAAAGGCGCGAUAAUCGUUGAAUCAGCUAAGCAGCAGAGGGCUUCUCUACUGGUUUUGGGGCAGAGGAAAAGAUCGGUGAUGUGGCACAUGCGAACUAUGCUGUCCGGGAAACAGUCAAAUGUGGUCAACUACUGCAUCCACAACGCCCACUGCAUGACUAUCGCUGUGAGGAGGAAAUGCAAGAAACACGGCGGCUACCUCAUCACCACCAAGAGUCAUAAGAAUUUCUGGCUUUUAGCUUAAUAUAUAUUUAAUCCAUCACAGAUUCAUUUCUUGCUCUAACCUUUUAUUCAAUAAUUUAUUUUAUUACUCCGUAGUUUAUUGAAAAAUUACAAUAUGAAAUGUAUUACUAGUAAGGUAUAAUUAUACAUAUAUGAUCAAAGUAAAUGAUGUUUACAAAAUGUGACGUCCUAUGUGUAGUGAUUAUUGUUAGGAGGCUUCUCUUCCAGCUCAGGUCUCCGAUUUCAUCCACAAAGGAUGAAUUUCACCACCAAGGUCAACUAGGGGAGAAGGGACGUCAGCCUACAAGCUUCUUCCGGCCAAAUCCCGUCUAGCGAACAACCCACAGAGGAAAGGUGAAGGACAGAGUUCAAGGGUUGAGUAGUGUUAGGACAGCCUCAAAUUGCAGACGUGAGGAGAAUAUAUAGGUCAAGCACAGAUGCCAGAGAUGGUAAAACUUACCAUUACAAGAUGAUACGCCAAUGCUUCGAAGAAGGAAGGAAAUAAUCGUGAAGGGAGAAAGCCGUUCAAAAGUAAUCGGUGCAAAUGGAUUAAAGAAAUGGACCGGGUACUUCUCAACGCAAUUGGGCCUAGGGAAAAGAGCUUGGGCCAAUACUGUACCAACACAUUCUCCACCUUAUUGGAUCCUAGUGGUGUAGAGUCAAAACUCUAAAACAUACAUGAGACUCAUCAUCGCUGGAUUGCCCGAAUGAUCACAAAGACACAUUCAGGCAAAAAGGGUAAGAUCACCAGGCAACUUAUCCGCAAUCAAUGUUGAACGUGAGCUUGCACGACAACAAAUUUUCGACAAAGAGACAUUCAGUCCCCAUGUUAGCAGGAUUAAAUUCAGAUGAAAUAUUAAUCAACUUGAUAUGACCUGCACUAACAAUCAACAUAUCAUCC
This is a messenger RNA of Cuscuta epithymum, 1802 nucleotides long. NCBI's taxonomy places the organism in Eukaryota, Viridiplantae, Streptophyta, Magnoliopsida, Solanales, Convolvulaceae. The record is from the annotation of a GenBank genome assembly.